Messenger RNA from Lytechinus variegatus (green sea urchin), 658 nucleotides. RefSeq lists its product as uncharacterized. The coding region runs from base 212 to 643 and encodes 143 amino acids. NCBI's taxonomy places the organism in Eukaryota, Metazoa, Echinodermata, Echinoidea, Temnopleuroida, Toxopneustidae. The record is from RefSeq and is a predicted model, not a curated record. The transcript has a single exon.
GCCUUAUGGGCAAAAAUCUCUACUUGGUUGGGGAGUUGUCGGACGAAUCUGCAAGGAUCCAAUCGAAUCAAGUUCAGCUAGCUGUCACAAAAUAGCUGCUGAAUUGUACCAGAACCUCGCAUUCCCAACCAAGGCCAAGGAACUUCUCAUCGAAGACAAGGUGAUUAAAGCUCUGGAGACUGACUUCAAACAUGUCAACUCGAAAGAACCAAUGUCCAUUGAAGACCAUAGAUUCCUUCAUCUCCUUGAGGAGGGAAUGGUGAAGAGACAGGAUUUGCAUUAUGAAAUGCCACUUCCACUAAAGACAGAUAAUGUAAGCCUUCCAUCAAACCGACAAGUAGCUGAAAAACGAUGGAGACAGCUAACAGCUCGUUUCAAGAAAAAUCCUCAGUUCCUGAACGACUAUCGAGCCUUCAUGGAUGAAGUUAUCAAGACCUGUGCAGAGAGGGCACCAGUUCAUAGUGUGGAAGGGAUGGUCAACUAUGUUCCCCACACAGGAGUGUACCAUCCUCGAAAACCGGGCAAGAUUCGUGUCGUUUUCGACUGCUCGGCAAAAUGUAAUGGCAUCUCCCUCAAUGACCAUCUCCUUCAAGGCCCGGACCUUACUAAUGAACUUCUUGGCGUCCUAUGUCGUUUCAGGUAAGAUGAUGUCGCUUUC